Messenger RNA from Drosophila busckii, 6155 nucleotides. RefSeq names its product AF4/FMR2 family member 4 (gene RhoGEF64C). The record is from RefSeq and is a predicted model, not a curated record. The transcript is spliced from 7 exons. Gene Ontology annotation, biological process: positive regulation of Rho protein signal transduction. Lineage: Eukaryota; Metazoa; Arthropoda; Insecta; Diptera; Drosophilidae. Bases 173 to 5971 code for a protein of 1932 amino acids. Gene Ontology annotation, molecular function: guanyl-nucleotide exchange factor activity.
UUGCAGCUCUAAAAUAUUUGCAACAACAGCGAACCAUAAAUUGCCCAAAUUAGUUAUACACCAAGCCUGGCUGGGCACACAAACUACAUCAAAGCCAUUAAUUUAAAUUGGGGAUUAUGAGCACAGCGGCAACAACAGCAGCAGCAACAACUACAACAACAACACUGAGCACAUGUAUGACAAAUCAAAGAAGAGCUGGAGUCAGCGGCUCAAGCUUAGCAGCGACAGCAAACACGCAACUAUAGCCACAGUUGCCGGCAUGCAGGCGAUGCAGCUGCAACAGCUGCAGCAGCAGCAGCAACAUCACCAGCAGCAGCAUCAGCAGCACUUGCUGCAGCAGCAUCAUCAUCAUCACUUGCAACAUUUAGCGUAUCAGCUGCCGCCGCCGCCAGCUGCACCACCGCCUGGCUAUGAGUUCUUGCCCAGCGCGUUGUCGCGCUCCAUGAAGUACGCAGAGCCCUGGAUCUAUGGCACUGUGCGUGGCAUACCCGCGCGCCACUCCUACGGCUAUGGCCAUCCGCAUGCAGCGGCCAUUUUCGCUGCAGAGAACGGGGGCGAGCAUCAGGGCCAGGCCACCGCGCUGGCAAUUGUGAUCUGUUCGUGCGUGGAGUAUUUGAACGGCACCAAACGUGAUGUGAAGAAGGCGAGCGUGUGCAAGAAGUGCAAAGGCUCGCGCCUGCCGCUGGCCACAAUUGGCGCGGGCGGCACGUUGCGUCUGCCAGCGCCAGCAGCUGCCAGUGCCGCCACGUCGCUGAGGCAGCGACCCAUGGCAGCCACGAUGCGUGUAGUAAGCGCCAGCAAAAAGUCACGUCCGACGAUUUUGGAUCCACAAAAGGAUCCCUACGACCUGAUGCGACGCACGCGUUUGCUAUCGCCCGAGCCCAGCGCCGAAUCGAGCACAACAGCCGGCGCUAAGGAUGCCAAGUCACGUCCAGCAGCUAACACAGCCAGCAACAUGCAACGCGGACGCAGUCGCACGCGUGCGCCAGCGCCAGCGCCUGCAGUGAAGCAGCCAAGCAGCAAAGCAGCAACGCCCACGCCCGAGCCCGCCGACUGUUGGCUGAUGGAGGACAACGAGUCGCUGCUGCAGUGCAGCGGUUUGGUUAGCAGCAGCAGCGGCAGCAACUCACGUCGCUCCAUACUGCGCUGCAAUGUGAAUCCUUACGAGCUGAUCUCAGUCGAAAGCGCUAAGCAGACGACAGCCAAGGCUAAAGCCAAAGCCAAAGCUACCAACGAUGAUGAUGACUUUGAUGUGGCCGAUGCGCAGCUGGCGGAGGACGAGCCGCUUGAGGAUGCAAGCGCAUUUUACAACAACAACAAAGUGGCUGCAAUUGCAGGCCAGCGCAUUAGCCUUGGACGCGAGGAGCAGCAACAUAGCGAACUUACUGACAGCAGCGAUAACUAUGAGCGCAUUGUUAUUGCAGUGGAGACAGCAACACCCACGCCAGCAACGGCAACAGCUAAGCCUAUGCCACGCAGCAAGAAAUGCAUUGAGCCGCUAAAUCUAACGCCUGCAACUGCAACUGUUGCUGCUGUCGAUGGUGCAGCAACUGUUGUUGCUGACUAUACAAUGCUCACUGUAACGCCCACAACACCGAGCAUCAAAUCCAUACUGAAGCGUCCAACAACGCUGGAGUUGCCCGCUGCAAAUUUACCAAUUGCUGAUAAUGCAGCAACCACAGCAACAGCAGCCACACCGCUAACGCCUUCGGGCAAUUCACAGUUCUAUAUACCAACGCCAACGGCAUCAGCUGUCAGCACGCCCACGUCGGGGCUGGGGAGUGCACGCAAAAAAGUGCAAUUUAUGGUGGAGGAUAAAAUUAUAGCCAUUGCUGCUGCUGCGACGGCGACAACUGAUGACAGCGAUGAUGUUGCUGCUGUAACUGAAGAGACAACAACAGCAGCAGUAACUGCCAACUAUGAGUACUACGAACGCAAGCGCAAUGCAGCCGCACAGCAGGAGUUGGCACAGCAGCAGCAACAAGAACAACAGCAACUGCCAACAUUGUUAGCGCUUGCAACUGACGUUGAUGAUGAGCAUAACUUUACAGCUUCCGUUCCAGCGGCAGAGACAACGACAACGACAACGACAACACUGUCCACGCAUUAUGAAGAUGUGCUGCCGACUGUGCAUCAAAUAUUUGACAAUAGCAACGGCAGCAGCAGCAGCAGCAAUUCGGCAACUGAUGUUAGUCAAGUUGCAGCAAUUUCGGCAAACUCCAUAGCUGCUGAUGCUGCUAGCGCCAAAUUAUUAUUGUCGCCGCUGAGCUCGAGUCAUGCUGGGUCAACAGCAACAACAACCCAAACAGGAGCAACCCAACCGCAUGUGACUGCAAAUGUUGUCAGCGCUUUAGCGUCGGGCACAACAACAACAGCAGCAGCAACAGCCGCAGCAGCAGCGGCGUCAGCCCAAAAGACGACAGCAGCAAAUCGCGAUUAUGACGAUGAUGACGAGCACAACGAAAGCAGCAGCAGCAAUAGCAACAGCAACAAUGACGGCGACGACGACAAGGAGCAGCAGCAGCAACAGACGGAGGAUAAGAAACAGCAGCAGCAGCAGCUUGAAGACGAAACGAAAGUAAGCGGCAAGACACAGAUGAAGGAGCUGGAGUUGGAGCAAAGAGCCAAGCCGCGGGCAAGUCAAAAGCGUGCAGCACAAGCGACACAAUCGCGAAAUCCCAUCAGACGCGCGCACAGUGAAAGGCAUUUGUCUGCCAGCGAGACGACGAGGCCGCUGCCUGGACAGCCGCAGCUGAAGAGGAGCGAGAAGAGGCAGGAGGAUGAGGAGUCGCCACAGACUGUCAUUUUAAAUUUUAAGGACACAAUGGCGCUGCGCAUAAAAAGUAACCGCAACGACUCGAGAGAUUUAUUUCAAAAGCGACCCACAGAGCCUCCACCGCCGCCACCAGCAACAGCAGCAGCAACAGCAACAGCAAAGCAAGCAGCAGCAACCACAAACGGAUUAGCAGAGCAACCAAAGCCGCAGCAAAUCAAUAAGUCAAGCCAGCAGCAGCAGCAACAACAACGCACCGUAGUGCGAGUGGCGCCCUUUAACAAGAGCAGCGAGGUGCAUCGCCUGAAGAUAUCGCACAGUGAGGCAACAGCCGCUGAGCUGCAGUCGGAGCACAAUGUGGUCUUGAGGUGUGCCAGUGAUAGACGUCGCGAGGAGCAGGAUGUGGCGCCCAAGAAGACAUCGAUAUUGAUUAACGGCGACGAUUGUUACUCAACCAUGAAUCUCAGCGCCGAUGCAGCGCAACCUUUGUACCAAUCCUCGGUGGUGGUGAAUAGCCAAAGCAGCACCAGCGUUUGCAUCAACGUCAGCGGCAGCGCCGAGGAGCGCGCGCAUAAUCUGCUCAACAGUCAGCUGGGCGCGAUUAUUCCCAUACGCAGCAGCGAACCGAAUGGCGUGAACUUGCAGCGCUCAGCGAGCUGCAACUCGAGCAGCUCCAGCAACUCCACGGCCAGCAGCAACAGCUCAAGCGGACGCGCACGCACGCUCAUCAGACUGGACUUUGAUGGCAAGCAGCAAACGGGCAGCAGCAAGUUAACCAGCAGCACGCCCAUAAAUACGCCCAGCAUAAGCGCAACGCCUGCCACGCCCUGCGCCAGCCCUACGCCGCCUUUAGUGGCGCAUGAGUCGGAGCUGCUGAAGAUUCUGCGCAAUCCGGUCGAAGCUGUGAAGCUCAAUCUAGUGCCGCAUGUUUGCGCGCUGGCCAAGCCGCCGCUGGAGUCCAGUUUCAUAGCCAAGCUGCUGCUGGAUCCCAUGCUGGCUCAACUGGCCGAUGGCCUGGAGACCGAUACUGUAGCUGAGCUUAUCGAACAUUCGCUGCAGCGUUUGCAGCAGACGCGCCAGGGCGUGGACAUGAGCGGCACCAAAGAUCACGACGAUAUGAAUCGUUUGAUUAACGUUUCGCUGCAGCGCGUGCGUCUUGAGCGGCACAGCAGCACCAAAGAGGAGGAUCGACUGUCGCAGCGCGGCAGCAUUAGUUCCGCCAAUAGCUUUGCCUCCGCCCACAACUACGAGCUGUUUGACUUUGAGGCCAAUGCUAAUGAAUCCGAUUGCUAUCAGAGCUGCUCGAGUGAGCUCACAGCAGCGGGCACAAUCGAAGAGGAGCAGCAGGUGAAGCCAGCGGAAACAGAUGCAGGCACGCGCGCCAAGUUCUAUCAGCUGCUGGUGGAUGCUACGCUGGCGGAGAUUGAGCAGUCAGCGCAUGUGGAGGCGGAGCAUCAUUAUGAAUCCAUCAGACACAAUGGCGAUCCCAUUUAUGAGGAAAUCAAUGAAGUGCCGCCGCCGCUGCCGCUAACAGCGCCGCCGCUUAACGAUGCUGAGCUGGAUAAAAAGUCGGCGCGUUCUAUAUUCGAAGGCGCCAGUAAAUACGACAUAUUGUCCUAUUUAGUGGACGCCAAGGAGCGUGGACUGGCACGCGAAGAAAGCUUCGACUAUAGCAACAAUCCCAAGAUUAUCGAAGAGGAAGCCAGCGAUACGCUAAGCGAGCUGGACAAGCGUGUCAGCUGCAUCUCAGAUGAGGGGCACAGCAAUAUGCACUCGCUAUCGCCACCACCGCAUAAUUUCAUCUGCGGCAAGAGCGGCAGCGAUGUGGAGCGUCAAGACUCCGGCGUGGGCUCGGAGACAAGCAAAAGCUCACGCAGCAAGUAUCAGCCGGCUGUGAGUCCUUUGCAUCUGUGCGAGGAUUGCGAUGGCGCUGUGGAGACGCAGCUAAGCGAGACGGGCGUGCUGUUCGCUCCGCUUGUGUGUCGCAAGUGCGGCAAGAAGCGCGUGGAGCGCAAGGAAAUCAUUACCGAGAUUGUGGAAACGGAGGAGAAAUACGGACGCGAUUUGCAAAUUAUAUUGGAGGAGUUCUGCCAUCCCAUGCUGGUGGCUGGCUUGCUGACGCAGGAGCAGCUCUCUGCAAUCUUCUUGAACACGGAAGACUUGCUCGAGAACAAUCAAACGCUGGCCGAGCGCAUGCGGGACGCUUUGGAUAUAGCACUGGAGCAGGGUGACGAUGAUCUGUUGACCGUGAACAUUGGACGCAUCUUUCUGGACUUUACGCAAAUGCUGCACGCCUUUGAGAGCUACUGUGUGCGCCAGGCGGGCGCCAGUCUGCUGCUGGCCAAUCUCGAAAAGGAGAAGGAGCUGCUGCGCAUUUUCCUGAAAGUCUCGCAAAUGGAGAACGCCGUGCUGCGUCGCAUGAAUCUCAACUCCUUUUUGAUGGUGCCCGUGCAACGAGUGACCAAAUAUCCUUUGCUGCUGGCUCGGCUUUAUAAGGUGACGCCUGCACAUUUGGAUGGGCGUGAGCUGCUGAAGCAGGCACAGGAGAAAAUUGAAUUGCAUUUGAAUCACAUCAACCAGGAGGCCAAGGAUGUGCCCACCAAGCUCUGGCGCCGCAUCAGCAGCUCCAGCCCCAAUCGACGCGCAUCCUGCGAAAUUGAUAUGAUAAACAUCAAGCUGCGCAAAAUGGCCAUCGACAUACUCGAAUGGAAUCAUGAUGAGGUGCGCUUUGCCAUGGAAGGCAAACUGCUGCUCACUCAGCCCACCGACAGCAACUGGAAGAAGGCGCGCACUAUCAAACUGACGCCCGUCAAUGCGCUGCUCGUGACCAAUGGCAAGCCAAGUGCCAAUUAUAGGGCAGAGAAGGCCAUGUCGGAUAAACUGAAUUUCCCGAAGCACACGGGCAUACGAGAGGCCUCGCUGCUGCUGGUGAAGGAGAAAUGCGGACGCUAUACGCUGAUACGGGAGCCAUUAUAUCUGGACAGAUGUGUUGUGUGCAGCGAAGCGGAUUGGGAUGAUUAUUUCGAAGUGCAGGAAAUUUCAUCGAAGGACACAUUCAUAUUCAAAGCUGAGGAUGGCGUACGCACCAAGCAAUGGUAUACACAGCUGCAGUACCACGCCCAGGGCAUGGGGGCGUGGCGCAAGAGACGCAACGCUCUGGCCAACAUUAUGAUCAAUGGCAUGCUAACCCGCAGUUAGUUUAAAGCUUAAACAAAUACUUAAUCGUUUAAAUAGUUUUUGGCGUAGCGCAUUUUAGCGCAUAAUUUAUGCUCUCACUUUUUCAUAAACUAUGCAUAGAGCUAGUGUUUACAGUUAUAAUUAUUAAUUAUUAUAUACUUCUCUACUCUACGCGCGCACUACUUGUAUACAAAAUUAUAUAACA